AUGGCGUCAAGUUAUUCACCAAGAAGCCAAUUUGAGAAAACAAGAAAUUAUAUGGCUUGCCAACAAGCUAUACUCAUUGGCUUACUUAAUGAAGAGUUCAAAGUAACUAUUCAAAAGCCAGUUAAAAAGGCUUCUGUUACACAACAAUAUUUAAAUAUUAGAUUAAUUCAAAGAAAAAAUGAUGUUAUAGAAAUAGAUCAUUUUGUAGAAGAACGAUGUGCUGAAAGAAAAGAACAUGACAUUAAUUCUGGUGUAUCUAUAAGUGCAGCAAAACAAAGGGUAGGAAAAAAUAAAAUUACAGAGCUAAAUUUAUUAUUAAUUGAUAUUCUUAAUAUGUUAGGGUACACCUUCACAACAACUACAUCAGAAGGGAAAAAUGGUGCAAUGAAAAAUGAAAGUAUUAAAAGUGUUUAUAGAAAUGGGAAAUAUUUAUGUGGUAAAGAGGGUAUUGUUAAUAUUGGAAAAAAAAUAAAUAAAUAUCUUUGUGAAUUAAUUGAAAAAAAUAAUGAAAUUACAAUUGAUUAUAAUGAUAUUUCCUUAAGAGAAUAUAUCAAUAGUUUGGUAUCUUUAUAG
Molecule: messenger RNA, 573 nt
Organism: Entamoeba histolytica HM-1:IMSS
Lineage: Eukaryota; Evosea; Mastigamoebida; Endamoebidae
Exons: 1
Coding region: 1-573 (190 amino acids)
Source: RefSeq, a predicted model, not a curated record